Molecule: messenger RNA, 1490 nt
Organism: Phyllostomus discolor (pale spear-nosed bat)
Lineage: Eukaryota; Metazoa; Chordata; Mammalia; Chiroptera; Phyllostomidae
Gene: TP53I3
Product: tumor protein p53 inducible protein 3
Exons: 6
Coding region: 307-1332 (341 amino acids)
Molecular function (GO): quinone reductase (NADPH) activity; quinone binding; NADPH binding
Source: RefSeq, a predicted model, not a curated record
AAGAGGUGGGAACAGCAUUUCCUGCCAAACCGAGAGAAAGACUAGUUUCCAGAGGCUCAGAGGAAAGGAAAUCUCUUUGCUGUCACCGGCUUUGCAUUUUAAGGAGGGAGGGAGGAAACGGAAGGGAGGAAGGGGGUUGGUCCUGGUCUGCCCCACCCCUUGCGCGCUGCCCCGCUGCCCAGCUUCCCACCCACAGGUCCACGGCUCGCUGCCAGGCAGUGCCAGGGCUCCGGGGGUCUGCUCCAAGGGUCCGCAGGGAUCGCAGGGCCGCGCCGCGCGAUCUGGAGCAGCCAAUAGUUGGGAAACAUGUUAGCCGUACACUUCGACCAGCCAGGAGGACCAGAGAACCUCUACCUGAAGGAGGUGGCCAGGCCCAGCCCGGGAGAGGGAGAGGUGCUCCUGAAGGUGGCGGCCAGCGCCAUGAACCGGGCCGACAUACUCCAGAGACAGGGCCAAUAUGCCCCACCCCCGGGAGCCAGCACCAUCUUGGGAGUUGAGGCGUCUGGACACGUGGCAGAGCUGGGGCCUGGCUGCCAGGGGCACUGGAAGAUCGGGGACCCAGUCAUGGCUCUGCUGCCUGGUGGGGCUCAGGCUCAAUAUGCCACUGUCCCUGAGGGGUUCCUCAUGCCCAUCCCAGCAGGACUGACCAUGGCCCAGGCCGCAGCCAUCCCAGAGGCCUGGCUCACCGCCUUCCAGCUGUUACAUCUUGUGGGAAAUGUUCAGGCCGGAGACUCUGUGCUAAUCCACGCAGGAGUAAGUGGGGUGGGCACAGCGGCCAUCCAACUCACCCGGCUAGCUGGAGCCGUUCCUCUGGUCACAGUUGGCUCCCAAGACAAGAUUCAAAUGGCAGAAAAACUUGGAGCAGCUGCCGGAUUCAAUUACAAAGAAGAGGAUUUCUCUGAAGCAGCAAUGAAAUUCACCGAAGCAUCACAAAUUGUGUUUCACAUGGAAGGUGCUGGAAUCAACCUUAUUCUAGACUGCAUAGGAGGAUCCUACUGGGAGAAAAAUGUCAACUGCCUGGCUGUUGACGGUCGCUGGGUUCUCUACGGUCUGCUGGGAGGAAACGAAGUCAAUGGGCCUCUACUUUCCAAACUGCUUUUUAAACGAGGAAGCCUCAUCAGCAGUCUGCUGAGAUCUAGGGACAAGAAGUACAAGCAAAUGCUGGUGAAGACUUUUACGGAACAAGUUGUGCCCCACUUCUCCACGGAGAGUACCCAUCGUCUGCGGCCGGUCGUGGACCGAGUCUACCCGGUGGCCGAAAUCCAAGAGGCCCAUAAGUACAUGGAGAGUAAUCAGAACGUGGGCAAAAUCGUCCUGGAGCUGCCCCAGUGAAGGAGCACAGUACAGGGAACGGCACCUCGGGCCUUCCCAGAGCAAGCUCGUGGAAAAUUCACUGUAUGCAGACAAGAGGCCAGCCGCUACCCCAGGCCCACAUGUAACCCUCUGGGCCUCCCUGGGCCUCGUCAAUCGAUCGGUGUACAGCUGUUCUA